GUCCGGCCCGCAGCCCGCAAAGGAGGUGAAGAUCCUUCUUGGACUCAAAGACGGUCAAGUCAUGGCGAGCCAAACCGGAGCGAAAGCCUUACCUGAGUCAGCACCGGCCAACAAGAAGGAGAUCGGCAAGGGCGUCUCCUUUGGCGACCUUGGUCUGCCCGUCCCUCCCGUGAGCAUCUCUCUGGACAAGAUUGACCGGGAGCUCAACGGUCUGCUGAAAGAGAAUCGAAAAGAUGCCGAGCGGACGCAGCGCAGGGCCCAGAAGGCCCGGGAGUACCUCAUAGGUGGCGAUGCUUCAGCCAUCAAAAGGGGGACGGCCUACAUGAGCGGCACGAUGGGCUACUCCGAAUACCUUGUGGAGGUCUUCCCGGGCAUACUGCGCUGGUCAGUCAGUGGGACCAGAAGAAUCGACUGACUGCCUGUCUCUCUCUGUGUGUGCGUGUAUGCUGUGUGUGUCUCGGCAUUUCAGGACUUAUCCGGGUGGUUCGCCCAGUGAGCUGGUCUUGUCGGAGAGCUCUGUGUACAUGGACAUGGAGCAGACGCCAUCAGGUGGCUACUGGCAAUGGAAAGUCUUCUCAACGGUCCACAUACUCACAUUUGCAAGUGAGACGUGCCGGUCGGUCAGCGGGCCAUUCGUCCAUCCAGGUGACUCUUGCUGCUUGUGCAUGCUGUUGUGUGCGUGCAGGCAAGAGCAAGGGUGAGGCAGAGGACUGGUGCGAGUCCUUCGUCAAGGGCGCCAACUGGCGAUACCACCCCAUGCUCAAAGACCCCGCCGUCAGGCUGAAAGGUGAAUGCCGCAAUCGAUUCUCCUCGACAUCGACACAUCUGCCGUCUCUCUCUGUCUGUCUGUCUGUCUGUCUGUCUGUCAGUCAGGCAUCCUGGUGCUGGAGAUCCACUCUGCGUGCGACCUGAUGGCAAGUGACUUCAUGGGAGCCUCUGACCCUUAUGUCACGGUUUACAUGCCUGGCCCUGUGGUGUGGCGGGGGCGCACCAUCUACCAGACCCUCGAUCCCGUGUGGAAGGAGACGGUCACUUUGCCCGUCGUCCAUGACGACCCCGAUGACGAAAUUAGGCUCGUUGUGCGGUGAGCGAGUGAGUAAAGAUGCGUGGAAGACAGGCAGGAGAUGAGAAGUCGUUGCUGUUGGUGUGUGUUUGAUUCGAGUAGAGAUGAGGAUGAGUUGAGUGCGCAUGACUUCCUGGGUCAGACCGUGCUCACCCUGUCGUCCUUUGAGAACCAAGUAGAGUACAUCAUGGAGCUGGAACUUUACCCUGAGAACUACACUGUAACAAGCAGGAGAGGAAAAUGACAUGGGAGUCGACCUAUGUGUGUAUGCGUGUGUGUAUGUCUAUGUGUGUGUGUGGUGACCAGCCGGACGGCAAGAUGGCUGAAGGCAUCCUGCGCGUUCGUAUGCUGUACUUCACCCAUCCACUUGGCAAAUUCUGGCCUGUCGACCCGCUGCCACUGCGUAUGAAGCACCAGAUGACUCACUCGCAUGGCGGAGAUCUUUUUCCUUUUGUUUGUUUGUUGGCUCAGCUGAUGAUGCGACAUUGGACAUCAACAUCUUCAAGCUGCAGAUCCGCCGCAUCACGCACAUGCUGGAGGGCGUCCAGCUGCUCUGCGGCAUCCUCAACGACAUACUCAACUUCGAAAACCCUACCGUCUCAUGGCAAGACAGCGAGACACAGAGGAAAGAGGAUGUCUGUUUAUGUGUGUGUGUGUAUCUGGCAGGUCUGUUUGGCUGUUUCUGUCUUUCUGGCUGCUGGCGUUCCCUUCGCUGACCUUUGCCAUCGCCCUCGGCCUGGCGCCUUUCGGCCUGCUUAACUGCCACCCGGCGUACAAGGACGUGUUCGGGUGGCUCAUCGGGGAAGAGAUUAACCUGCCCACCCUCAACAAAUGGCGAGAACACAACAAGAAAGUCCUACUCGAACGCAAAGCCACAAUGCGUAAGCGCACGACACGGGAGGGAUUAUAUAUGUGGGAGUGCUAUAUAUGAGAGUCGUCAGUCAUUGUGCGUUGGCAUACAUAUGUAUGUGCGUGUGCAGGGAUCGAGUACGAGGGCCAGAGGACGGAGGAGGACCUCACCGUCAAGGACGGGGAGGUGUUUUCGUUUUCGGAGAAGAGGAAGUACACCAAGAGGGUGCACGAGAACGAGAGGCAGGCCUUCAUGGGCACAUACAGCCCCGCAAACCUCAGAUCGACUGAACGUGGCAAAUGGUCGCUCUGUAUUGCCACAUCGCCCGCCACACGUAUCUCUGUGAGUUGCGCCACGGGUGCCUGUCUGAUGCAGGUCGACGCCCGACGGCACGACCCGCCCUGUGCCCCUCACUGUGGAAGACGGCAUUGAAUACGACUGGGAGGUAGGUCAGCCAGAAUCAAUCGGCCAGCUGAUAGCCUUUUCUCUCGUCCAUGUCGGCAUGUACGCGCAUUUGCAAACGCAGCUGGAGCUUCAUCCUGGCGUCGACAUUGAAGGCUGGUGGUGAGGGGGGGAGUGGAGUGCUCACCGGUCAUUCAGUUCAGUGAAUGGACGUAUAUAUGUACCUGUCUGUCUCUGUCUGUCUGCCUGCGUCCAGCUACGCAUACGACUGGGAUUCUGCCAGUUGGUCUCGCGAGGACGAGGGCAUGAAGCACUGGGUCAGGCGGAGAACGUGGAUCGGACUCCCUAUCGGAAGAGCCGAAUCGGUCGGUCGCUUAGUCAAAUGUGAAACGCAUUGCAACACAUGGACAGAGAAACACGUGUGUAUGUCAUUGUCUGGGACAUGCAGGCCGUCAAGUUUUCCUCCUUGGAGGAGCGUGCCGAGGCGGAGAAGAAGUUCGCCGAGGAGCGGAGGAAGCGCAAGGAGGAGGAGGAGGCCAAGAAAAAGGCCAACGAAAAGAGCCUCUUCCAGCUUUACUUGUGAGCAAGGCAAGCAGCUAAGCUCAUUGAUUGGCGACGGUGCACACACAUCGUGGAUGUACGGCUGGCUGCAUUCAGUGAGAUCCAGAGGGAGGGCGCGAAGCUGCAGCACACCGUCCACCAGAUGGUGUGCCUCGUCGAGAAAAUCGCGAAUCUCCUCUCGUGGCGCCUCCAGUGGUGAGACACGGAAACACGAGACACACAAUCCAUUCGUCCGUCACAGAAUGUCGUUCGUGGUCACGAUCAGGGCCACCUCUCUGGUGUAUUGGUGUCUGGUGCUUGUGGUUGUCCUCAUGUAUUUCCUCGACCCCAAAUACAUAUUCUGGGCAGGUCAGCCGACCAAGUAGUCAGUCAACAGCUCUCACGCGCCGCGCCGGUCUUGUCCCUUGACUGAUUGACCAGAAGUGACUGCGCUGUUCGUCGGCAAGUACCUGGAUCGCGUGUAGGCUGAGACAUGCACCAUGCACACAGAGGCAGGCCAGCUGUGGAUUGGGGCAUCUCAUCAUAUCAGGACGAAGAUGCGUCAGGUGCAGAAGCUGAUCAGGACAGUCAAGCUGAAGCUCAGCGAAUACGACCCGCGCACCACUCUUCUCAAGGUGAGCGGUGUGCGAUGCGCGUGUCUCUAUGUAUGUGUCUUUGUGCGAGUGAGUCUGCAGCCAGUCCGGGGCCGUAAGAACAAGUGCAUGCUGGACUACACGUGGCCCGAGAAGAUAUCGAUGAAAAGCCUCUUCGUCUACAUGGACGCAGCCACCAUGAGCGCAUUCCUCGCCGACAAGAUGGACAUGGAAGUGGAGGCCAAGGACAUACAAGUCAGUCUGUCUACCUGUCAGUCACCGACCCCACCAUCCACCACUCACUCUGCCUUUCCGUGUUCCUACAGGCGUGUGACAGCUUGUGGCACUUGAUGCUGCUGAUACUGUCCCACGAGGGCAUGCAGUGGGCGGCCAAGAAAGCCGCCGCAGAGGCCGCUGCGGCAGAGGAGAAGCCUGGAGUCCCGGAGGCGUUCGGGGUGAGUGCAGGAAGGGCAAUUGAUGGAUGCGCCGUCGCUCACUGUGUCUCUUUUCUUGUGUGCGCGUCUCACAGUUCCACAACUUCAUUCUUCACCUUCCGUCUGACUGGGAGAUCUUUUGCCCCGCGUGUGUGUUCAGAGACAGGAAGAUCGCAGAUGGAUGAUGAGAAAAGGAAGGUAGGUGAGUGACGCAAGCAGGGGAAGGCUAGCCGUGGUGUACGUACAUGGAGAGCAGCCAGAGACCGACGCUAGCAGCUGGGGGCAGAUAGCUAAGAUGUCUGUCUGCUGUCUGUCUGUCUCAUCUACCCGUAAAUGUGUAUGAUAG
This is a messenger RNA of Vitrella brassicaformis, 4228 nucleotides long. Lineage: Eukaryota; Vitrellaceae. The record is from the annotation of a GenBank genome assembly.